Messenger RNA from Colossoma macropomum (tambaqui), 2652 nucleotides. It is a transcript of the gene prrt2, whose product is annotated as proline-rich transmembrane protein 2. The transcript is spliced from 5 exons. The record is from RefSeq and is a predicted model, not a curated record. Lineage: Eukaryota; Metazoa; Chordata; Actinopteri; Characiformes; Serrasalmidae. Gene Ontology annotation, cellular component: membrane. The coding region runs from base 456 to 1133 and encodes 225 amino acids.
GAAUGACCAGCACCACUGGCAUCACGACGCGGGCUCUGCUGUCUUUGUAUUUAUGAGAGCUGAAGGCUUUAAAUCUGUGACUGUGUCCGCGGUGCAUUUUGAAAGCGUAUAUAUGCUAUCAUCGAGUUCUUUGCUGCUUUUUUGUUCUGCACUACAGAAAAUCCUAAUUUAAACCCAUUCGAGCUCGUUGUUGUUGUUUUUUUGCACUAGAGAAAAUAAUUUAAAUGCAUUCGUGCAGCAUUUUAAGGCGAACGCGAUCUGCGAUGUCGUUGCUCGUUCUUUUAAAUCGGAAUUAAGAAGAACAUCAUUUAAAUACGUUGGUGGUGCAUUUCAAACCAUGCCCAUGUCAUCUGCCAGCGAGUAAAUCUGCACGUCGGAACGCUUACUGGUAUUGGACAGUUUAAGGAGUCCAUCUAAGUAGAAUUUCUAUUGUGGCCACCACUUUUUCUGAAGAAAUGGACCAUCAUCAGGCUCUGUCAGACUCUCUGCUUGGCCCCAAGGAUAGUGGACCUUCAGGAGUCCAGACAGAAGAACCCAUCACCUCUCAGUCCAGGACAGCCAAGGCAGACUCAUUCCCCUGCCUGCGGAUCCUUUCUCUGCCCCAGCAAAUCCAGGAGGAGCCCCAUCAGCAUGGGGAGGUCAGCGUGGUGGUCAGAGAUAAAACCGAGAACGCAGGUCAUGGGGUUUACACUUCUCAGCCAGAAGCUAAAACAUCGCCCCCUGCUUUCUCAUCUCCGCCACGGCGCCAUCAUUCUGUUCCUCACACAUCCCACCCUCACCUGGGCCAAACACGUAAGGGCAGCAGGUCCAGCUCCAUCGCCUACACGGCCUUCCCCUCCCGACCAUCUCUGUCCCGCCACUCCAGCUUGGCCACCAACCCAUCGCUGGACCGCUCCAAACCUAACGACUACCUCAUUCUGGCCAUAACCGCCUGCUUCUGUCCUGUCUGGCCCAUCAAUAUUGUAGGAUUUGUCUACUCCAUCAUGUCUAGGAACAGUUUUGAGCAAGGGAACAUCGAUGGAGCCAGGCGGCUGGGCAGGGUAGCCAAACUACUGUCCGUCGUUUCCAUUGUGGGUGGAGUCGUCAUCAUAGUGGCGUGUGUUGUAAAUCUGUCAAUUAAUGUAAAAUCCUGAGGUCAGCCAUUCUCUGGAAUCCAUCUUCACGUCUGACCACUAACCGGAAGACCAUGGCCCAUUCUAUCGACGUCACCAUGCCCGUGACCACAGUCACAGCUAAGAGGUUGAUCACUAAGCAGGUGCCUCUACCCUUUCUGUCAUGCUCAAAUUACUGAGAGACCCUGAGCAAAGAUGCAGCAAGCCUGAAACACCACCACCACCACCAUCAUCACCAGGAAUGGAGCAGCAAUGCCAUCGGUGGUGUUCCAAUCUGCAAUCACACAUUUAAGACUGCUUCACUGGAGUGAUUAUUGACUGUCCUUCGAAAGUGGCUGUUGUAUUAGGCCUAAAUUAUCCUAAGUUGUUUGACAACACCUGUUGUAAAAAGCACUAUAUAAAUAAACUUUGACUUGACUAAAUUAUUCUCAAAUCCAAAAUGACCUCCACAUUGUAGAGAACUGUCUUGGCCAUACUAGCAAGCAUAAUAGAACAAAUAAGCUCUUGGAAAAUGUUUUUCAAAUAACACAGGCCUAAUCUGGACCAUUAAAGCACUUCUUAAGAGAAUAAAGGCCGGCCUGAAUGCAAUUUUUAAUUCAGUAGCAAGAAUAUCACUGUGCUAUCCAUUACUUUGACUGGCUUGCAGCAGACGAACAGUUCCUCGACAUGCUGAUGAUGACAUGAAGAAUCCAGAGAGUUUCCUUGCUUUCUGAAGAGACAGAAGAGACGCAUUGCAUUUACAAAGUGCAGAGAGAUGUGACGACACACUUGGGCGAACAUUGCAGUGACAUCAUGUAGGCCUAUCAAGGUGAAAAAUGACUGAUGCAUGGCUGGAACAGGAAAAAGAGAAUGAAAAAGAGAAAGAAAAUGAAAAUUGCACUUAUUUUUUUUUAUGUGUGUUCUUAUUUUUUUCAGCACUUUCAGUCCUUUGGUGUGACCUGACAAUCACAAAUCAUAGCAACAACAGAAUGACUGGAACAUUCAGUUAAAGUCACCAUCAAACACUUGACAAUUACCUAAGCAAGAAAUAUGACCAUCAAUAAAAAUGCAAUAACACAAUUGCAUAUAUAUAGUUCAGCAUUCAUAUUUGCUUCAGGAUCAUAACACAUAACCCCUUUUUGAUAAAACUAUAUGCAAGGGUAUAAAGAAAAUGUUGACUGUUUUCCUAAGACAAGAUCCAGUUUUUAUCAUAGAUACCAUAUACUGUGAACUUUUUGUACCGAAACGUGUUGUAGAGUUUGCAUCUAAACACUGUGUAACCCUUAAAAUAUCUGUCAGUGGUGGAUGCUUUGUAUUAUAUUUAUCUUUAUUAGCUCUUCCUGUAGCUGCAGUGGAAAUGUUGAGUUCCUCCUACAGAUGGGUCCAAAUGACCCAGAAAAUUGGUGUCGUUUUUAUGUGGGUAUCUGGAUUAGCUCAUAUAUUGUGGAAUAUUAAAUAUUACUUUAAAGUGAUGGUUUGGUGAAAAACCAAUUUGACCAAUUUGUUCAGCCAAGAUCUGUUUGGGCCCAAUCCCAUUUCUUCUUCUUAUCCCAACCCUUGU